CAAGGGUGGCGCGGCGAUGGAAGACGGCGUUUUCUUUCGCGAAGUCCUCUGCAGUGGCAAAACGCUGAAGGUGAAGCAGCUCUACAUAGGAGACGUGGGUUGUGUCGUGUGGGACGCUGCGCUAGUUCUCUGCAGAUUCCUGGAGAACCAGCGGUAUUUUCCCUGGGAGUUUUGGAGCGGGAAGAGUGUUGUGGAGCUCGGGGCCGGUACCGGGGUGGUUGGACUUGCCGCUGGAACUCUGGGGGCUGAUGUGAUUGUGACUGAUCUGGCUGAGUGUGUGACUCUGAUGAGGAGCAACAUUGAACUCAACAAAGACUGCAUUACUGGACGUGUCACUGCGAGAUCCCUGGUUUGGGGGGAAGAUGUGACUGAUAUUAUUUCUCAGAGUCUAAAUGUGAUAGUAAUGUCAGACGUUGUCUAUUACAGAGAGUUGCUAGUAGAGAAUGUCUCAGUGAAUUGGGAAAUGCCUGGUGUUCAAUUCAAGGCUCUAGCUGCCCUGGUGAAGACACUGGUGGAUCUGUCAGACAAGCAGACAUUGGUAGUCAUGACGUAUGAGCAGAGAACUACGGGAGACAAGCCACAAAUUGAAAGGACCUUUUUCGAGUUGAUGAGCGAGCAGUUCAGUCACACAGCAGUGCCUCUUUCAGAGCAGGACCCCGACAUGAGGAGCCCCGACAUUCAUGUCAUUCUUUUCAGAAGAAAAUGAGUUUAUAAAAUCUCGAAUGUGUCGAAACUAGUUGCGAGAAAUGUGGUGAUACAACAAACUGAGCAACAUACACGGAGCAACUAUUGUUGCUUGC
Messenger RNA from Geodia barretti, 800 nucleotides. NCBI's taxonomy places the organism in Eukaryota, Metazoa, Porifera, Demospongiae, Tetractinellida, Geodiidae. The record is from the annotation of a GenBank genome assembly.